Molecule: messenger RNA, 4065 nt
Organism: Hydatigera taeniaeformis
Lineage: Eukaryota; Metazoa; Platyhelminthes; Cestoda; Cyclophyllidea; Taeniidae
Source: the annotation of a GenBank genome assembly
AUGCUGCAAUUUCAUUUCGCUCUACCCCUUCAUAAUCAUCUCCCCUUCUUCCUUCUCAUAUGCCUCCUACCGCUCACCACUCUGGCGGUAGACUUGGGACUCAAACAUAAUAGUGAUUGGCUUUUCCCUUCCCUCGCAGCUCGAAUUUACACAACCCAGAAGAGAGGAACAUUCUUUGGUUAUUCAGUGGCCGGUUAUGUAGCCCAGUCUCAAGCGUUUUGUCUCGUAGGUGCACCAAAAGCUCAAAAUACCUAUGACUUCUUGGAUCUCGAUCCGGCCGACACAUUCAGUCAGCAGGAUCCUCUUACCUCAUUGUUCGGCAACACCACGGGAUUAAUUUACCGACUGAAUUUGGACAUGGAUUACCCUGACUGCAGUAAAAUGCCAAUUGCAAACAAUAAUGAGGACAGGCGGCUUUACGGAAUGUUGGAGCCUGGAAUAUCUCAAUGGAUUGGUGGUUUGGUGGCAGCCACCAGCAACGGCGGAGACGGACUCCAACUCGGCUGUGAUCCGCGUUACCUCUACACCCCUUCCGCUCUCACCCUCUAUUCCAAGGCUUCCAGCGUUUCUGCUUCCUUACCUGGUUUGGAAAUGCAGAACGUGGGCACGGGCACUUGCGCCCUCUACACCGGAGUUUCCAUGCAGUACACUCCUAUUGACGCCUGCGUUAGCGCCGAGGAAGGCGCCUGUCUAUCUGGUUUUAGCGGUGCUCUCGAGUCAGGUUAUGAGCCUGGAGAAGCAUUCAUAGUUCUUGGAAUGCCUGGUUCCUACCUUACCGAGGGAAACGUCUUCUUCGGGCAUUACCAGGGUCAGCGGGUUAUAAAACAGCUGCGGCUAAAGAGCACACCGCAGGACCUCAAACACAAGGGCUUCAACUUGGGCUAUGCUGUCGGCCUGUACAAGCAUCACCGAUGGGAAAAUCAAACCACCAAUCCUUCCUUCAGUCAGUUCACUAUUCUCGCUUCGAGUCCCAUAUGGGUUGACAAUGACUAUCUGGGAGUGGUCAUGCUUCUAACUGAGGCGCUCAACCUAGACUCGAUCCAAUACAUCAAUGAUAAAUGGGGCCAUAUUGGCAGUUUCUUUGGAUAUAGCAUCGCGGCCGCUGAUUUGAAUGGCGACGGAAUCCCAGAAAUUAUAGUAGGAUCACCGUACUUCUCAGAAAACCAGAGAUUUAUCAAAUCCCAGCAAGGACCUGAAAACUUACAAGCCAUGCAGGCGGACCAGGCAAUGCAGGCGGACGAAGGAGAUAAUUCGGAAAACCGCUAUCGACCGAUAACUCCCGAUGUGGGUCGUGUGUACGUCUUCUAUGGCAAAUCACAGGAAGGAGUUAUGGGUGCAGGAUACACAGAAGGCGAAAGCGAAGUAGGUCAGCGCGGCCAUGGAGAGUACAUGCAUGAGCCGCCAGUGAUCUUGAGAGGUCCUCGACGCUCUGGAGGUCGAUUUGGUCACGUGGUUCUCUCAGUAGGAGACCUGGAUGGCGAUGGCAUAGAGGAUUUGGCCGUCUCCUGUCCCUUUUGUCAGGAUAUACGCAAAUCCGUGGAUAAGGGUGCCGUUUAUGUGUAUCUCGGGCGAAAGGAUGGCAAGAUCAAAGAUGAGCCUGACCAGGUAAUCCAUCCUGCUAAUUUGCCCACAAAGAGUGUUUUCGCCUGCGAAAGUUCCUUUGACGAUAAUUCGCCUCCAAAACAACCGUUCUCAGCUUUUGGAUGGAGCAUGGCGUCAAAGUCAGAUGUUGAUGGAAACAUGUCCCCCGACUUAGUUGUGGGGGACUAUGAGAGUGAACAGUCUCCUAUUCGGUCCCUCGAAAUCAAGGCCUUGAUUACUUUCCAGAUCGUGACGCUUCGGUCCAGAAAUCUAGUGUGGCUGGGACAGCCUCUAUGGAGGCUCCCAGAGGAUCCCACAUUGGAUUGGUCAGGUCCGCAGAACAGUCCCCUUGAAUCUCCCCAUUGUCACUACCGUGUUGCUCUCAGCCUCAGUCUCUACACUCGAGAAGCCUUUUUUUCCUCAAAACAUGCUGUUACCCUUCGCUUCCGCUACCGUAUAGAUUUGGAUAGUCGAAUAAAGCAGGAGAACGAAAAGCGUCUACAAUCUGUAAAAGUGGACAGCUCUGUGGUGGAAGACACAGUAGAGAUAAAGCUAUCCAACUUGAAGGGCCAAUCAGUAGGAUUUCGUCGCUUUCAGUUGUUCGAGUUGACUGUUAAACCACGUUGGCACCAGACAGCAAAACAAUUGUGGAAACCAGUCGUCAUUAACGUGACCGUUGAAAUGUUUUCCGAAAAUAUGAAUAUUGGAGCAAAUAAAGAUUUCAAAAUACCAAACUGGAGUCUCCACCCUUUAAAAGGGGAGCCCAUUUUCCUUAGCCAGCCUAUGUAUUUCUCAAACCCCGACUGCGGCUACGACGACAUUUGUGUACCCGACUUAAACAUCGAGGUAUACGAUACGUCAGUGGGAUUCGAAUUUGGCGCAGAGGGUCCAUCAACAAUUUACUAUAAGGAAAGAGUUAAUGAACGUAACUUUACAGUGGCGGUGAGGAAUUUGGGUGAAAAUGCCUACGACACGAAAGUGCGAGUCCACAUACCCGCCCACUUUGCCUACAUACCUGACAAAAACUACGCCUGCAAGAUCGAAUCCGAACUGACUGAGAUGGAGGAGGAAAGCAUGGAAGAGAAGACGGAAAACGAUGCUGAGGCGGAUAACAGUAAUGCAAAAAAUGGAGUCAACAAGUCGAAAAUUCCAAUAACAACGGUGGUUUGCAGCCUCGGCAACCCAUUUAUCUCUACUAGUCAACAGUGGGAAAAGAUUCGCUUUCAAUUGGGCACUUCGGGGGUGUUCCAACCCCUACCUGGAGGGGUCCGAACCCGGUCCCACGAGCCACUGAACAGUUCUCAGGUCAACGGAAAUGUCACCAACGCUGAGAUCACUGACCCCAUUUGGCAGCCCCCCAGAAGACUGGAAAUUGUUGCUGAAGUGACAAGCGACAACGAGAAUAUGCGUGAUCGAAAAGUGGUCGCGAAGUUCGCGUACAAUCUUAAACUCUUUGCUGACAUCAAGCUCUCUUCAUCCUCAGUGGGUCAUACAGUAUUUGAUCGGAGGAACUUCUCCUCACAAUUCACAGAGCGUCAGCGCGUGCACCCAGAAAGCAUUGGGCCUGAGUUUGAGCAGAUUUUCCUCGUGUCAAAUCUGGGGCCUUCACCCAUGGAGAACAUUUGGGUCAACUUGAGCGUGCCGCUUCAAACCGAAUCUGGCGACUUUCUGGUCUACCUACUAGACCUCAUCCGAACUCAAAACGUUGGCGGUGGGCCGCCUCUACAAAUUCCUUUUGUUCCUGACGUUGUCAGUGCUGACGGUCAGCUAAGAGGCACCUGCUACACUCCCGAGUCAGCGAUCAACCCAUUGCGUUUGACUGCAGUCGAUCGAAAACGCAGCGGAGGUCCGAAUGCUAGUAAAGGUCGCAACUUAGCACGACCCUUCCUCUAUCGAGAUCGACGCGACACAGAGAGGGCUUUAGACACUGCUUAUGAGCCAGCGGCACCGAUGCGUGAGGCGCGAUCCACCACCGGCGGGGACAUCCUGAGCGAGCGCAUACAACAGCAGAAAAUCGUGUCCUGCAAUCGCCCCCUCGAGAACCUUGGUUCACCUGUUUGCUUACAUAUUCCGUGCAAGAUCGACCGGCUUGGUCGAGGCGACGCAGUACGGAUAGUCUUCCGUGGAUGGGUGUGGGCUGACACCCUCUUUCGACACAAAUUUUCUGACAUCGCCAUCGUUACAACGGCAACUGCCCAAAUCCCCUUAUACGCCUUUGGCAUUCCAGUGGCGGGUAAUUUCAGCAUUACAAGUUUGACCGUCUCGCAAAACUUUGUUUUCGAGGGCAUUAAAAUGAUCAUCACCCAAACCAUCCCUAUCCUCCCCGUCAUUGUUGGCGUAGUAUUGGGCAUCCUUCUCUUAAUCAUCAUCAUUAUUAUUAUGUGGCGGUGUGGUUUCUUCAAACGCAAACGUCUCACGGACGAAGCGGCUGCAUCGGCAAAUGGUGCAACAUCUAAUGGGGAAACCGGUCACAAACCAGUUUGA